Messenger RNA from Emys orbicularis (European pond turtle), 1124 nucleotides. Its product is annotated as baculoviral IAP repeat-containing protein 5-like. NCBI's taxonomy places the organism in Eukaryota, Metazoa, Chordata, Testudines, Emydidae. The record is from RefSeq and is a predicted model, not a curated record. Bases 16 to 459 code for a protein of 147 amino acids. The transcript has 4 exons.
CGCCGCGAUUUGAAGAUGAAGUGCCCCGCGGCCGCCGCCGCCGCCGCGCUCCUGCCCGCCGAGUGGCAGCUCUACCUGAGCGAGACCCGCCUGGCCACCUACCGCAGCUGGCCCUUCACCGAGGGCUGCGCCUGCACCCCGGAGCGGAUGGCAGAAGCCGGAUUCAUCCACUGCCCCAGUGAGAACGGGCCUGAUGUGGUGCAAUGCUUCUUCUGCUUCAAGGAGCUGGAAGGCUGGGAGCCGGAGGAUGACCCCGUAGAUGAGCACAGGAAACACUCCUCUGGCUGCGCUUUUCUCUCUCUCCAUAAGAACCCUGUUGACCUGACACUGCAGGAAUUCCUGAAACUGGACAAGGAACGAACAAGAAACAUGAUUAAAAAGCAAAUCUCUCAGAAAGUGACGGAGUUUAAGGAAGAAUCACAGCGUGCACGUCGUGAUAUUGAGAAGCUGGUCUCCUAGGCCCCUGCGAUUUGCCUUGUGCAGUGUCUGACUUGUAUAUGUUCUCUAGAGUUGCCUCUUUGUGCCUGGCUGGUGGUAGUUGUUCAGGUCCCUUUCAUGCAAGGAUCAAAGGGAUAUAUACUUAUAAACAAAGGGGGAGAUUUUCAAAAUCACCUAAGGCAUUUAGGACUGCAACUACCAUUGACGUUUGUGUUCCUAAAUCUCUUACAUGACUCUGCAAACCUCCUUUGAAAUUUUCUCAUGUUGACACAUAAAUAAAUGUCUAAAGGAAACUUAAUGCACAAUGAUUUAUUUAACUGCUCAAACUGAGUAUUCUAUAGUGAAGUCUAACAAUCUCUCCUAUUAGAAUAGUUCACACAAUUCAUUUAUUUUAAAAUGUGAAAUAUAAGUUAAUCACAGUAAAUGCUGUCUUAGAGGCACCCCUGCAGAAGUGGGGAAUGAUCCAUUUAAGAUAUUUCCAACAGCAUCCUAAUCUGAAAGGCACAAUUGCUCUCCUUGGGCUCAAUCCUGUAGUUCUUCUAAGGAUAAGAAGAUUACUUGUGAUUUUUGAUAUCAAAAGGUGUCAGCUACUUGCUUGAUUCAAAGCCACUUGGAGUCGGUUUAAAAAAAAAAAAAGCCUUGGCGAUACAGUUUUUUAAAAACAAAAAAACCCACUUUCUUCCAAA